ACGCGCGCGCGCUAUAAAUCCAGGGCAAGGUAUCCUGAGUUUGUCGCUUGACAUCUGCGUCUCACACUCUGCAGCAACAGUCGAAACGCCAUGAGCUAUCUGUUCCAGACCAGGCGUGAAGCGACGCAACAAAAGCCAGAGUCUUCAGCAGAACAGCAGCGAAAGAUAGAUGAUGUUCGGGAGCUGCUGGGCGACCUGGCGACGGAGAUGCCCAGCUUCUUGUCGGACGGCACCAUCCGCCGGUUUCUCCUGUCAAGGAACUGGAGCACAAAAAAAGCCGCCAAGGCUCUGAAAGAAGCUGUCAAGUGGAGGCGUCAGUUCAAGCCUGAAACGAUUUGUUGGGAAGACCUUGCUGGCAUCGAGAACGAGGUUCAACGAGCGUACAUGGCUGACUAUCUCGACAAGAAUGGCCGAACUGUGUUCGUGAUUAUGACGUCAAUAAAGAGCUUAACUUCAGCAAAGGAACAUAUACGACAGCUAGUGUAUAACCUGGAAAAUUUGGCCAUGAACUCAGAAGGCGCACAAGAAGGGAACGUUGUUUGGAUGUGUAAUUUCAGUGGUUGGACACCAUUAUCUACGCCAUUAUGGGAAACCCGUGAAUCGCUGCACAUAAUUCAGAGGUAUUAUCCAGGGUUGAUUGGAGCCGCGAUUCUCAGCAACCCGCCCAAGAUAUUUGAAUCCUUCUGGAAGAUUGUAAAGCAGUUUCUCGAACCAACAUUGCAAGAGAAAAUAAAAUUUAUUUACAGCAACAAUGCAGAGAGCCAGAGGAUAAUGGCUGAUAUGUUUGACAUGGACAAGCUGGAGUCUGCAUUUGGUGGAAGAAACACAGCUAGCCUUGAUAUUACCAAGUAUGCUGAGAGAAUGAGAAGAAGAGAUCAGUUAAGGCGAACUUGCAACCACGCAAAUAGAAACACCUGAUUUUCCUGACCAGGAACAAGAUCAUUUCCCUUGUGAACAGUAAAGAGUACUUGGAACUACACUGUCAACAGCUAAUCCAUACCAAGAACACUGAAACCUUAUAUGAGCGAUGGAAGCUAGAUUUCAUCAAAUAGCUUAAGCUCGAUAAUUAUGAGCGCCUAAGGUUAAAUGUUGAAGAUAUCCUUUACAUGGUUCAUGAUUUGUUUUUUGGGGGUUCUGAGAAAAUUUAACAGAACAUGAAGUAUGUAACACUGGAAUAUAAGAAAUUAUUGAUAAUAAUAAUAAUGCCUGUUUAAUUGGAUGCA
Panicum hallii is the source of this 1223-nucleotide messenger RNA. RefSeq names its product phosphatidylinositol transfer protein 3-like. The record is from RefSeq and is a predicted model, not a curated record. The transcript is spliced from 5 exons. Bases 91 to 918 code for a protein of 275 amino acids. Lineage: Eukaryota; Viridiplantae; Streptophyta; Magnoliopsida; Poales; Poaceae. Gene Ontology annotation, molecular function: phosphatidylinositol transfer activity.